Molecule: messenger RNA, 8486 nt
Organism: Rhincodon typus (whale shark)
Lineage: Eukaryota; Metazoa; Chordata; Chondrichthyes; Orectolobiformes; Rhincodontidae
Product: mothers against decapentaplegic homolog 4-like
Exons: 10
Coding region: 182-1423 (413 amino acids)
Biological process (GO): regulation of transcription by RNA polymerase II; BMP signaling pathway; SMAD protein signal transduction
Cellular component (GO): heteromeric SMAD protein complex
Molecular function (GO): I-SMAD binding; DNA-binding transcription factor activity, RNA polymerase II-specific; RNA polymerase II cis-regulatory region sequence-specific DNA binding
Source: RefSeq, a predicted model, not a curated record
CGCCAAAUUCUGCCAGUUUGCCUUUGACUUAAAAUAUGACAGUGUCUGUGUCAACCCAUACCAUUAUGAGAGGGUCGUCUCACCUGGAAUUGGUGUCAGUCUUCAGAACACAGCUCCUCCUACUCGUUUGGUGAAGGAUGAAUUUGUGCAUGAGUGUGUGCAACUUGAUAGACCACAAGUCAUGCCGCAUGCUGAGGAACAUAGGCUUCAGCCAGUCAAACACCCGACUAACGCACGACCAUCUUCUGAAACCUACGUACAGCCCCUCCCGGCUCCAGUACUUUCCUUACCAGAGACAUCCAGAGCCACUGUGCACAGCUUUCCCAACAUUCCAAUGUCAUCUCCUCCUGCCAACAAUUCUCUCAUUCCUAUGAAUCCCAGCGAGGGUUUAUUACAGAUUGCCCCAUCGCUGCAACAGAUGGCACCUCCCCCAACUCCACCUCCCCCUGCACCCCCCAAUCCAUCUCAGCAAAAUGGAUAUCCACCACCAAAACAGCCUUACCAGAAUACGACAGCAACUUGGACAGGCAGCAGCACAGCUGCUUAUGCACCAAACGUGGUGCCCCAGCAAAAUGGGCAUGGGCAUGGGCACGGGCACGGGCACCAUCAACCAGCAGUGCACCAUGCCAGCCAUUACUGUCAGGCAUCACAAUCAGCAGUGAUACCCUUCCUCUUGCGUCACACUGCCUCAGCCUCUCAACCACGCACGCCACACAAUGGCCCCGAGUUCUGGUGUUCAAUCACAUACUUCGAAAUGGACAUGCAAGUGGGAGAGAUGUUCAAAGUUCCCUCUAGCUGUCCAGUAGUGACAGUCGAUGGCUAUGUGGAUCCUUCAGGAGGAGAUCGCUUCUGCCUAGGCCAGCUUUCCAAUGUACAUCGAACUGAUGCCAGCGAGAAGGCCAGAUUGCACAUUGGUAAAGGCAUCCAGCUUGAGUGCCGUGGUGAGGGCGAUGUCUGGAUGCGAUGCCUCAGUGAUCAUGCUGUAUUUGUACAAAGCUAUUAUCUGGACCGAGAGGCAGGCCGUGCACCUGGAGACGCUGUACAUAAAAUUUAUCCUGGGGCAUACAUCAAGGUGUUUGAUUUGCGUCAGUGUCACCGACAGAUGCAGCAACAGGCGGCCACAGCACAGGCAGCAGCAGCAGCUCAGGCCGCAGCCGUGGCUGGGAACAUUCCAGGCCCCGGCUCUGUGGGAGGCAUUGCUCCAGCCGUUAGUCUUUCUGCAGCUGCAGGGAUAGGCGUUGAUGACCUGAGGCGUCUUUGCAUCCUCCGACUGAGCUUUGUAAAGGGCUGGGGACCAGAUUAUCCACGGCAGAGCAUCAAACAUACCCCCUGCUGGAUAGAGGUCCAUCUGCACCGGGCACUGCAGCUUCUGGAUGAGGUCCUGCACACUAUGCCCAUUACUGACCCAGGAUCUGUUAACUGACACCAGUCACCAUCCUAGCGUUGUCCCCCUUUUCCUCUUAAUUAUUAUCAAACUUGUAAACUGAUCACUUGAAUCUGGGACAUCAGCAGUCGAGAUAGACUGAUGCAACAUAACUUUAUUUUUAUAUGUUUUAUUGCUUAUUGACCAUUUUCAUAAAAUCAUGGUCACGAAAAAUUCACACUACAACCAAAUUGGAGGUGCUUUUGGAACUUACUGCCCUUACCUCUAUAAAAUGUAUUUAUUUAGUUUUCUAAUUAGGAUUUGCAGCAAAUAAUUCAGCAACAGGUGAACUAGUUCUAAUUCAAUUCCUAAUGCAGAAUUUAAUCCCGAUUUACUUUCUUUGAUUUUGGACUUCCUGUAUAACCGGUUUAUCAGGACAAGAAUCUUCAAACUGUUCUUAGACUUCUGCCUGGACAGUAGAUACUCUGACUUUUAUUUUCAAGAACUUAAGCCCAGUUGAUCUGUUAUCACUCGAUGUCACUGUACUGUGCCACAAUCUAAAGCUAGAGGUGAAAUUGCUGAGGUUUGUUUUAACUAUUUGAUCAAAUAAUAUAGUACAACAUAGUAUGCUGCACAUAUUUUCCUGACUGAAGUCUUCACGUGGCCAGGUAAGAGUAUUUCAUUGUCUGGUGAACUCACUUGCAGAGCAGACGGAGGAUGCAUAGUUUGAAAGCUGCUCCAUUGCCUUUAGCAAAUUGCUUUCUGCAUCUGCAUCUGACUCCUUUUCUGUCAUUGAAACAUGAGGCAUUGGAGCCCAUCUAGUUCUUUGUCGUUCACUUUUCUUAAUCAAAAUUUCAGGCUUGAGGAUAAAUUUGAAAACACAUUUGGCUGGAUUGUUUUCACUAACUCUGCAGCAAAACUCCAGUGAUUGCGAUAACAAUUUUUGCAAAGCCUGAAGGCCUUACCUCAAGCACAGUUAUCACAUUUAGGUUCCUGUAAAAGAAGGUUCAACUGUCAGCCUUGGUGAUUUUCAUUUAGGUUCAAUUGGAUUGUGAAUGACUAAGCUGAGAUAUUACAAAUUCUUAAGAUCCAGCAGUCUUUUGUCAUACUACCUCUUCUAGCUUUACUCCCUGUAGUUUGAGCUUUUCAACAGCCUAGCUUCGUAGAGUUAUACAGCUUGGAAACAGACCCUCUGGCCCAACUCGUCCAUGCUGACCAGAUACCCUAAAUUAAUCUUGUCCCAUGUCAUUUGAAAGUUGCAUUGUAAUUCACGUCAUUUUUAAUCAGACAAUGGGAGCCCAAAAAGUAGUGUUUCGACAUGACUAAAUACAGAGUUUUAAUGCUGAUGUGCCAUUGUAACUUUUCCGAACAUAACUUAGAAAAUUUUGAUCUGUCUCUGACACUUGUCCAGUGGCAGAAUGUAGCUGUCUUGCACAUCUGGUUUUGUUUUUAUGUGGAUUCACUUCUAUUUUGGUUCCUUUGUCAAGUCAAACUUGUAGUCAGUACAUGGCCUUUGUGAUGUGUGUGCUACAAUACCCAGUGUAGACCUGCCUGCCACUUUAAUGCAGAAUCAUUGUUGCACCAUUCAUUGCGGGCUCUAUAUACAGCUAGCAUUUGAUUUGAUCAAAAUGUCCUUAUUCCUCCCAACUGCAGCUUCAUCUAGAGCUGUAUGUCCUGCUAUCCACUAGUGACUCCCUCUUCAGCUGACUGCAAGAUGGGGCUCAGUUGUGAUUAUCAUCUUGCUGCCGCUUACUGUCUCUGUUCAUUUAUACACAUUGAUGUCUGUCACAAAUGGCUGUAGAAUCAAAACCCUCGAGGGCUGCUGCCUUCAGGCAGAGGAGGAAGUGGCAACCAAAACAUUGCGUUAGAUUCAAGCAACUGUAUGCUGUAAAUGUAAUCUACGUGUGAUAUUUACUCUGUGGCUGAGGAUUCUCUUGAUCAUGAUGAACAUGAGACUUCUAUCGUACUCUUGGAAGUAGAGUUCCUAAGAAGAAUACCAAUCACACUGAAGUGGAGGAAUGAGCAAGCUCAGUCUUCGAAUCUGCUCUGAGCUCCUUUUGUCCUCUGCUGGCAAUACAAGUGCUGAACCUCUUAACUUCCAAAGAAUCUUAAUUGUGAUAUUUGUCUGAUUUCUCUGGACAGUGAAGUGGGAGCUCUGGAGUAUCUAAAACGUGGUGUAACCAAUGCUGAAUGGGACAGUGCAGUGGGAGCUGCAUUUCAAUUGGGUAUGGCAAUAAUUAAGUUUUGAAUGGGACAAAAUAAGGAGUGUCACUUGCUGUAAUCUUUGCAGUGCUGAAUGGGAAAAUAAGUUUCUUCUCUUGCUGUGCAUCGGCAAUAGCAUUGCAUAUUCUCCAGUAACCCCAUCCUGGUGGCACAGGAACCAAUCCUAACCAUCACUGCUUCCGGUAACAAAAGUGCAUUGUCUGCAUUUGAUCAGAGGUGCUGGUUUUUUUCACCAGUCCAUCCUUUUGUAGGAUUCUCUAUCAAGCUGUGUGUGGUAUGGGUGAGGGAGAAGGGACUGCUCGCUAAGUCUCACUGCAUUCGUUAUCAAUCUGAGAAGGAAUUCACUGAUUCUGGCCCCUGGAGUAUUUACUCUGACAGCCCCAUUUGCUCCCCCCACCCCCCAAAAAAAAACAGGGUUGUUAAUGCUGAUGUCUCAUCUUCCAAUUGGGUAUAAAUUCUGAUUCCUCAAGUUCCCUAUUCAUAUCCCUGAUAUUUCCUGAUUAACUGUUUGCCCCCCACUCCUGGCUUGUGUAUUCAGAUUCUUUCUGUUCUUGCCAUGCCCUUGGACCAUGUACCAUCAUUCCUCCUGUUAUCCUCUUAGCACAAGCUUCACCCUCCCCAGCCCUUCACCAUGACCUGUCUGGGGCUUGCACCCUAAUAACCUCUGCUGAUAUUUUAUCUUUUCCCACCCCAUCUCCCACUUCCAAGGAUAAACCCUGAUCCUUGUAUUCUCCAGGCACGUGUACUGUCAAACUCACGAAUACUGCUGCAGGUGGUGCUGGGGUUGUGCACCCUACCACCCCCACUCCCCCUCCAAUGUCUUUGGGCAGUUUGAAUUCUACACUGCAGAAAACUUGCUUAUCUAUGGAAUUCUUUCAGUAGUGUCAAAAAUUUGUGUAGAACUCAAAAGUCGGUUUAGUGGUUAGACUUUGUAUUGUAACGUUGAAGUGUCACCUGAGGUACAGUCUGUGGCAGAGAUUAACUAUUUAAACACCUGGCUAUCCUCCACCCAUUUAAGAAAAACCUUGCCAAAGAUUAAAAGCAGUUUCAGGAGUUUGAAACUCCCAAGUGUUCUUUGGAACUUGUUGACCAACUUGUUGGCUUAUUCUUGUGGGGAUAUCUGACCAAGUGUAACUUGUAUUUGGCCAGCUGUGAGUUUAUGUACCGCUGUAUUUUGAUUCCUCUGCAGCCUUGCGUUGCAGGAGUUGAACUGGUUGGUUAUUUCUUGGUUUUUGUCAGUUACCCAGAGGAUGGCAAACUCAGGAUCGCAAUGGGACUUUCACGCUGGACAAAGAACAAUCAAUGUGAUCUUUGUCGUGCAUAAAAUUCAAGAAUACUCUCUCAAAUAGGGAUCUCUGAAUGUUGUUUGUUGCCCAGGAUGAAUGUACAGUACAGCUGUCCUGAAAAGGUGAUCAUGGUCAUCUGGUCAGUGCGAUACAGAAUAAUGCGCCUUACCAGAUGCUUUUCCUGGCACUAUUAGCACCAUGUCAUGGCUCCAGUUCUGUUUGCACAAGUACUCUUCAGUUAGUUCUUGUAUACGCUCAAAGAUUAUGACACAGGAGCACGUACCCUAUUCAGGAAUCUGAAAAGGCUUAAGAAUCCCACACAGAUCACAACAGCUACUGGGUGACUGGAUGAUUGUUGAUGACUGUGCUCUCCAUACACUUGAGGGAAUGUCCAGCUGCUUGCUGACAGAUCACUUUGCCCAGCCUUCAGAGUUGUGUUAAGAGACACACUAUAAAAACUAUGCUGUCACCAUACCUCCAAGAGUGAAUGCUCACAACUGGAUCUGUACAUCAAGAUUUGGUUUAACAUCAAAUAUGAGACAAUAACAUAAUACAUGAACAACUCAUCUCCUUACUGUUGAAGUAAUGGGCAUCCUGCAUCAUCAAUCAACCAAAAGUCAACUGAUACAGCGAUACCAUUCUCUACUUCCCUGCAACUACCUCCUCGCCCAAAUAAAGCUAUGGCAAAGAGGUAAACAGCUUGUCAGUAAGUGACUGUGCACGCAGGCCCCGAAAGAGAUACUAGCACCACACUCCCAUCUUCCUCUUGAUCAGGAAGUGUUUGGGGAGAAGAAAUAUUCUAAUUGCUUUGGUCAGUGGGAAUUUUGACAGAAAAUCCCUUAGUACUAAACAAUUCCACAGCUAUGAUUCAAUGAUGAUGAUUAAUGUAGCAAAUUCUAGAUCCAGAUAUAAACUGUACCCCAGCUUGGAAUUAGGUACAGGAGCACUUAUAUUUUCAACUAUACUUCAUGGUAAGAUUUGUUUCCUGUUCUGUUUAUAUUUGUACUUAGUUACUUAGUAAAUAGUUAAAUUCAGGCUGUGGGUACAAACGAGUGCAGAUAUUUUACAUCUGAUUUGGAAAUUUAUCUCGACCCUAUUGUGUAUGUAUUGUUCCUGGCAAGCAGCAAUAAGCUUGUGGGUAUUUGAUGUUAUGUGUAAAGAGGGGGUUGAAGUAGCCCUGAUCGUGUAUAAAAUCUUGUGUCAAUAAUCUGUGUACUUUUAUCUUUUGCGACGUGCUUGUGAGAAAAUUAACUUGUGUGUUGUAAGUAGCUUUUCCACCAUCCUCUCAUUAUUCCUUCUGCCUGACAGUACACUGAUGUGAUUUUGAGCCAUGUAUCCUAAAGGAAUAUCCCAAUUUGAAUGACUUAACUUUGCUGAUCUCAGCCGUGUCAGGUAUAGAAUCUUUGCAACUGACCUGACCUGACCUGACUAUACUUGGGUUGGGUGGUAGGCAAUUGCCAGUCUGGCAGGAAGGGAUAUGUAAGGUUAGAUAAGGCAGGGAGUCACAUAGGCAUACUCUUCAUCGUCCCAAAUUUGCAGCUUGGAUUUUCCACUUAGUUAUUUGAAAGCUGGCAGAAAUCUUGGGUAUCACCACCUUACAGACGAAAAACUAUUUUUCCAUAGGUCGGAAGUUGGACAACACCAGGUUAUAGUUCAACAGGUUUAUUUGAAUUCUCAAGCUUUUGGAAUGCUGCCCCUUCGUCACUUCACCUGACAAAGGGGCAGUGCUCCAAAAGCUUGUGAUUUCAAAUAAACCUGUUGAACUAUAACCUGGUGCCCUCUGACCUUGUCCACCCCAGUCCAACACUGGCAUCUCCACUUCAUAUUUUUCCAGAGAACUCAGUUGUCGUAUCCCCUUGCAGCUAAAGAAGUUGGCCUAGAGGGGACAGCCUGGUCAAUGAGUGUAGUAUAUUUGAAGAAAUGCUCUAUUGGCACUGAAUCAAUUAUUCAGGUAGAAAGCUGUGAUUGAUAUUGACAAUAGUAUGCUAAUGUUUUCAAAACUGGGUAAUUCACGGAGUCAGGAUCAGAGAUGCCUCAUUGUUUUGAGCUAAAAAGAAUGUUUUCGUUGGAGGAUAAGGAAGGAAAUGAACUGAAAUGUGGAUACAACCCACGGGCUGUCACAAACUCACCCAUGCUCCUGCUGUCAUGUCUGCACUCUAUAGUUGUGCACCACCUCCCUUUUUGUGCUGUCGCGCUUUCAUACCUGCACUCUCGCUGACAUCCAUGCCCUCGCUCUUACACCCAUGUCCUCGCUGUUGCACACACUCUUGCAUGGAUACUAAUUGCAGAUGAUGAAAGUAAUGCUCACUAAAUAGUGAAUCAAGUUCUGUUUCUGUGAUUCGAUGCAGGGCUGGUAUUUUGAGGUUGAAAUAUUGCAUUGUCUGAAGUGAAGCCUUGGAAUUACAGAAUUGUAUCAAUAGCUGUGAUGGCUUUCAAAGUUGAAUUUCCGGAGGUUUCUUUCACAGGUAAGCUUUGUAGAUGGAACAGAACAAGUGAUAGAGAGCUAUUGCUUCUCUAGUUCUGCAAGCAAGAAACAUAUCUACUGCCCAAGUGAAUACAGCAGACCUCCAACUGUUUCUUGCUCCCAGAAUUGAAGCUUUGGCCUUCUCUAAAGAUGUUUCAAAAAAUCUCUCUCUCUCGCUGUUUGUUUGUUUGUUUUUUGGCAUCUUGCCCUGCCUUUUCUAUACUUUGGGCAUCUUUGCUUGUCUACUACAGUGUUAAGUGAUUUGGACAAACUGCCAAAUUAUCUUCCAAACAAGGCAAAUAAUUCAGUUUCCAGUUAUGAAUGCCUAAUACCUUUACAUCUGGCAAUUACACAAGUUUGAGUGCCAUCUAGGCAAGUCUGUUUGUAUUCCACUUCCAAAGCUUGUCCAAUGUUGCCAUUGUGAAAGGUAAGGCGACCCUCAGAGUUCAUUCCUGUCUUUAAACCAGAGCAAUGUUUACAAGCUAUAAUGUCUAAAACAGUUUAUUAAAUAGAACAGCUUCUCAGUAUAUGAUACACAUGAUGACUUGGAAAAGGUCAGUGUGACUGGUAGAGCCAAAGCAAGGAGCGGGUGGGGUAUGUUGGAGUUAGUGAGAAUCACUGGUCAUAAAAUGUCACGUGUGGUUUUCCUUUUGGAACUUCAAAACCAAACCCAAUUGAGUUCCUAAAAGUGGAAGAUAUCAGAAGCGUUGGAAAGCAGGUAUACCAGUAGUGACAAACUGUCAUUUUCUGAAGCUUCCUGCCCUGUUUGACUAUAUGUGGGAAAGCUAGAAGGAAUUUCCAAAGAGUUUGGUCUAGAUUUAUCUUUCUUCACAACUGGCUGAUGCGUACAAGCUGAACUGUGCACCAGAUCAAGGCUUAUUCUGUACGCUCACUUGUAAUUCCACAGAGAGCUGCAAUAGCUUCCUUGUUCAAUCUGUUGAAGACUGCAGUCUAAGGCUACAAUGUUCAGAAACAAUGGGACAUGUGGUGGAAGUUUGGGAAUGUCUAGACUUUACUGAACAUCGUAUUGGUAGGACUCUGGUGACUUUACCCUCAGAGUGUAAUUGUUAAUGAGCGUAGGAAUGUGGACAGCAGAACAGAAAUAUUGUACUUUAAAACAAAACAUUAAAAGGAUUUUUUAAAUUGUUAA